Emiliania huxleyi CCMP1516 is the source of this 765-nucleotide messenger RNA. RefSeq lists its product as hypothetical. Gene Ontology annotation, molecular function: protein binding. Lineage: Eukaryota; Haptophyta; Isochrysidales; Noelaerhabdaceae. The transcript has a single exon. Bases 49 to 603 code for a protein of 184 amino acids. Gene Ontology annotation, biological process: snRNA export from nucleus. The record is from RefSeq and is a predicted model, not a curated record. Gene Ontology annotation, cellular component: nucleus.
UUGCGCACUCUCCCGUGCCCACUGUUAGUUCUUCUGUCUAUCUCCCCCAUGAAGCUGCCUCUGCUAGCCUGCAUCUCUGCUGCUGCUCGCGUUCCGGCUGUGCUGAAGCUGCCAGCGCCACCGUUGAGGACCGGGGUGGUCCUCGCCCAGAUGGGAGCGCCACAGCUGCCGCACGGAUGGGUUGCGCAUCGGGACGAGCAGACGGGCCAGAUAUACUACUGCUACGAGAACGGUCACUGCCAGUGGGAGUUUCCAGAGCAGCACGGUGGCGUGAUGAGCGCCCCCGACGAAGAGACCGCAGCGUACAUCGCUCAAAAGCUCCAAGAGCCGCAGAUCCGCAUCCCGCGCGCUGUAAUCGAGUUUCUUGGCACCGCGACUGCGCUCGAGCUGCUAGCCCAGACAGAGCAGGUGCAGGCAGCAGGUGGGAUGGUGGUGCCGGAAACGGGCAAUUUUCGCACUAAUGGCGGUGUCUACUAUCAGCUGCUGCGUGGCGCCACUCACCUGCCGCGAGACGCUCAGGAGGCCGCGCUUCACCGCAUCAAGGUCUCGGGCCGGAAGGUGCGGUCGUGGGAGAAGGGCCAGGCCAGCGCGCCAGGUUGGUGAUCUACGGGUACUGUAGCGUACCAGUCGUACAGAGGUACACAAUAAUGUGGUAUGUGCUCUCGCGCGCAUGCGUGACUCGUGACUGUCGUCGUGUCGUGUUGGGGCACGGCUUGAUGGUAUCGUAAAUUUUCACCGGUUCGUAUACACUUAUUCGUCAUGGGU